AUGGCUGGUAAAAGAACUCGAGCCGCCUUCGAGGCCGAUCUACAGGCGCAGCAGUCACCCUACGCUCUUUACGGAACUCCUCUUCCACCCUUAGAUGCCGGCGUCCGUGACGAUGGCUCCUACGCGCCCAUCUGGAAGCAAGAAGUGACCGAUGACCGGGGAAGAAAACGCCUACAUGGCGCCUUCACCGGUGGAUUCAGUGCCGGGUACUUCAAUACUGUCGGGUCGAAGGAGGGAUGGACCCCUGCAACCUUCGUCUCAUCACGGCAGAACCGUGCCAAGGACAACCGGAAACAACAGAUUGAAGAUUUUAUGGAUGAGGAGGAUAUCCGGGAAGCAGAAGAAGCAAAGACGGUUUCCACAAGUAAUGACUUUGCAGGGUUUGGCACGACCGAUGCCGAAUUGGCGCGCCGCGGGGGUUUGAUGGACCUUCUCAGAACCACCGGGGAAACCAUGGGAGUGAAACUUUUGAAGAAGAUGGGGUGGAGGGAAGGUCAAGGUGUUGGUCCUAAAGUGCGACGACGCGCCAAUCUAGGUGACGGCACCACGCAGGGUGGUGAGGAUGCCAACAAGACGUUUAUGUUUGCCCCGGAGAAUCCGCCAAUGGUGGCCUUCAUCCACAAAACCGAUCACAAGGGACUUGGCUUCCAAGGGGAGGCCCGCCUUGACGCUCGCGCGUUGACACGCGGUGACUCGGACGGCGAGGAAGAUGACUCCUUCUUUGGCAAACGACUCAUAGCCCCAGGAAAGCCUAGACAGCCCAAAGUCAAGGAAACUCGUCGCGGAGGCUUUGGCGUUGGAGUGCUCAACGACACUGGGUCAGAUGACGAAGACCCAUAUUCGAUGGGGCCUCAAAUUUCUUACAAUCGUGUCAUUGGGGGAGACAAGAAGAAGAAGAAAAAGGCAAAGUCCAUUGAAGACGCAAAACCAGUCACGGGAUCCUCGAAUCCUCUGAUAACCAAUAAACCGAUUUAUAUUCCCAAGAAGGUUCUCGCGGCCAAAAGCUCGAGUGGCUUCAGGAAGUGCCACGAUGGCCGUUUGCCGCUGGAAGGAUUUCUGCUUGUCGAUGGCAUCUCCAACAUGACUAUCUCUACCCAAGAAAAGAAGUAUGCGGCCCCUGAAAUACCGGCAGGCUGGAAAUCCAAUAAAACCCCGACUCAAAAACAAGACGUAUCGAAUUAUGUUUCCACGGCAGAGGCAGCUAAGGUCUCAACUCUGGACCCAGCCGCUCGAGCUGCGCUUUUGGGCGAGGCGCAGUUACCAGGGAAAUCUAUAUUCGACUGGCUGACCCCAGAAGGUCGAGAGCGAAUUGCGAAGUUGACCGGGAAGACAGACUUACCGCCAGCCUUGAGUGAGAAGGCGCCAAAGGGCUACGAGCUCUCCGAGGCGCAGAAGCGUAAAGACUUGUGGGACUUAGUGCCGAAACUAGAUAAGCAGGUGGCUGUUCAGGCUUUGACCCGAGCGGCAAGUGGCUGGAUGCCAUAUUCGGAAGACCUGGAGAAAAGAAAACGCUAUCGAACCUUCCUCGAGGUACGAGCUGGGCUUCGAGAUACAAUGCCUGAUCGAGUCCCAGGGUCCACUACAGAUGAAUGGGCCCUGGAGCUGGACGAGUUCGCCCGAGCUGCAGAGGUCUUCAAACCCAUGUCGGGGUCGAUGGCAUCGCGUUUUACUUCGGCUUCAUCUGGCCCGAGAGAGUCGUCCGAUAAAGUCGAUGCAUCAUCGGCUGAUCCGCUCCUCAGCAAGCCUGCCGCAAAGCCUGAGGACCCUGCAGUAGAGGCUGCCCGGAUUGGCAUGUUCGGCCCGAUGACUCGAAGCACUAUAUCACUCUAUCCCACGCGCCUGCUGUGUAAGCGAUUUAACGUCAAGCCUCCGGAUCACGUUCAGAUAGAUCCUGGAGAAGCAAGCGGACGCACGGAUGCCCCGCCAUCUGGCGGGCGCUUCCAGUCCGCUGGGUACCAGAAUGUUCCAGGACCUAGAGAAUUGGUGUCGCGCGAAGUCAUGAAUCAGCUUAUGAUUGACGCCGGCCGAGGUGGAUCUCUUACGUCUGGGGCAGAAGAUGCAUCGUCGGCGCAAGCAGCGUCGGUGGUCCUUCGCGAGCCUGUGGUCAUUGAGCCGGAACGGAACGAAGCUUUGGAGGCGGAGCGGCCAGGAGAGGCGGUAUUCAAGGCUAUCUUCGGUAGUGAUGACGAGGAUGAGGACGACGAACUAAGCUGA
Molecule: messenger RNA, 2214 nt
Organism: Aspergillus aculeatus ATCC 16872
Lineage: Eukaryota; Fungi; Ascomycota; Eurotiomycetes; Eurotiales; Aspergillaceae
Product: putative G-patch domain protein
Exons: 2
Coding region: 1-2214 (737 amino acids)
Biological process (GO): mRNA processing
Cellular component (GO): nucleus
Molecular function (GO): RNA binding
Source: RefSeq, a predicted model, not a curated record